Molecule: messenger RNA, 1535 nt
Organism: Triticum aestivum (bread wheat)
Lineage: Eukaryota; Viridiplantae; Streptophyta; Magnoliopsida; Poales; Poaceae
Product: tRNA 2'-phosphotransferase 1
Exons: 8
Coding region: 463-1347 (294 amino acids)
Biological process (GO): tRNA splicing, via endonucleolytic cleavage and ligation
Molecular function (GO): tRNA 2'-phosphotransferase activity
Source: RefSeq, a predicted model, not a curated record
GAGAGAAGAAAAAGAGAAUUGCGGCUCGGGCACGCAGGAUUUGUUCCCAUCGCAUCUCCCGCUCCGCCGCCGCCGCCGCCCCCGACCCGCGCCGCCCGCACGCCCGCACGCCGCUCCUCCUCCUGCGCCUCCCACGCCGUCCCCUCGGAUGCAUCGCGCGUCCCCCUCCGCCGCCCCGCUGCUCCUCCGCCGCGCGUGCCCGCCUCCUCCUCCGCCUCCGCCGCGGCGGCCUCGUUCUUCCAGGCCCGGGAGGAGCCCGUGAGGUGCGUCCGUCGAGCUUAUCUACUGCCGCUUCCUACUCCAGAAUCUAGCCAGACUUGCCUGCAUAAUUGUGGCCCGUGAGGUUACCGUAUUGCAAGCCCAGGCAGCAAUCCGGCUGAGCUCACCCGCCCACAUCACCAGGGGUCGUCCGGCCACCACCGCGCGUCGCCGGUCGUGUCACUGCCGCCGCUUCUGCUGCUUAUGAGAGCCCUCACUGCCGCCACAAUCUCCUCCCCGAUACGCGCCCUCCUCCUCCUCCACCCCUCCUUCCCCUCAACCCUCCGCCUCCCUCUCACCAUGAACCCCUCCUCAUCCUCCUCCUCUGGCUACCGCUCCAAUGCUGCCGCCUUCGCCUCCACGCACCAGCCGCACGGUGGCCGUGGUGGUGGCAGGCGGCCGGGUGGACGUGGUGGCGGUGGCGAUGGAGGAAACCGCAUCGAUGCCCUCGGCCGCCUUCUGACGAGGGUCUUGCGGCACAUGGCGCCAGAGCUGAGGCUGAACAUGAGGAGCGACGGGUAUGUGCGGGUCCGCGACCUGCUCCGCCUCAACCUGGAGACCUUCGCCAAGGUUCCGCUCAACUCCCACACGGUGGAUGAAAUCAGGGAGGCGGUCAGGCGAGACAACAAGCAGAGGUUUGGUCUGUUGGAGGAGGAUGGCGAGCUGCUGAUUCGAGCUAACCAGGGGCACACUGUGACAACUGUUACAUCAGAGAGCUUGUUGAAACCAAUUCUAUCGGCUGAUGAAGUCUCAGUCUGUGUCCAUGGAACUUACAGGAAAAAUGUUGAUUCAAUAUUGAAACAUGGGCUUAAACGUAUGGCAAGGCUACAUGUACAUUUCUCAAGUGGUUUACCAUCAGAUGGAGGAGUUAUUAGUGGGACUAACGGUUUGCCUUCUUCAGGUAUGCGGAGUGGCGCAAACAUAUUGAUAUAUUUGAAUGUCAGAAAGGCACUGCAAGACGGGAUGAAGCUAUACAUCUCAGACAACAAGGUGAUCCUGACGGAGGGCUUCGAUGGCGUUGUCCCCAUCAAGUACUUUGAGAAGAUCGAGACAUGGCCAGGACGUGCACCGAUACCGUUCCAGAGGUAGCAGAGGCCUUGCCGUAGCACUGGAGUCCUGCACGGCUUCUCGCUCAGCGAAAACUUGGGAUGAAUGCGCUGCACGACAAGAGUUUCAUCAUGUAAUCAUUGUGCUGCUGCUGUGGACUUUUUACUGGUUGUGCAGAACCUGUGUAUGGUUAUGAUGACCAGAUGUUAUGGAAUAGCAAAUUUGGUUUA